Messenger RNA from Ilex paraguariensis (yerba mate), 972 nucleotides. Lineage: Eukaryota; Viridiplantae; Streptophyta; Magnoliopsida; Aquifoliales; Aquifoliaceae. The record is from the annotation of a GenBank genome assembly.
AUGUCAAGGAAGACUCAAUAUCAAGUAGAUGUCAAGGAAGACUCAAUAUCAAGUAGAUGUCAAAACAAGAAAGUUAAGUGGCCACCUCGCCUUGAGAAAUCUCAUUGCUGGCACCGUCCAAACCGUCACGACCGGUGCCUAAGCUACAGUGUCCGCCUAGCGCACCCUUGGCGCUGGCAUGUCCAGCAUGUGCUUGGCACCACCCAGUGGUCCCAGCUUACAGGCGUCGCCCCUAAUGGCGCUAGUCUCCUUUCCGACAUUGCCCAUGGACUGGGUUAUUCUUGCUAUACCCUAGCUGCUUCGCUGCUUCAUCUGCUUUCCAGACCCGUUCAACCCAUCGACGUCGCCCAACAGCUAGGUCCACUCAGAGGCGACAAGUUUCAUCGUGGGGNUCACGACCGGUGCCUAAGCUACAGUGUCCGCCUAGCGCACCCUUGGCGCUGGCAUGCCCAGCAUGUGCUUGGCACCACCCAGAGGUCCCAGCUUACAGGCGUCGCCCCUAAUGGCGCUAGUCUCCUUUCCGACAUCGCCCGUGGACUGGGUUAUUCUUGUUAUGCUCUAGCUGCUUCGCUGCUUCAUCUGCUCUNGGUCGUGGUGCUUCCCACAAUGGCCGCCCCAAUCACUCCAGCAAUAAAAACUCUUCCCAACAUGGUGCACGGUUUGUUUGUGAAAUUUGCGGUAAGACAUGCCAUAUUGCUCACACUUGNCAUCGUGGGGGUGGCUGCUCGGGCAGAGGAGGCAAUGGUGGUCGUGGUGCUUCCCACAAUGGCCGCCCCAAUCACUCCAGCAAUAAAAACUCUUCUCAACAUGGUGCACGGUUUGUUUGUGAAAUUUGCGGUUUUCCAUGUCAUAAGAGUGUUGAAGAUUUUAGAUGGUAAUUCUGUUAAAGAUAAUUCCCCAAGAUCCUCCGACAGUUAUGAUGACUCCAUCAAUGGCAAAGUCAAUCACAUGACAAAUUCUAGAGAUAGCUAG